Messenger RNA from Rhincodon typus (whale shark), 6360 nucleotides. It is a transcript of the gene dip2ca, whose product is annotated as disco-interacting protein 2 homolog Ca. The transcript is spliced from 28 exons. Lineage: Eukaryota; Metazoa; Chordata; Chondrichthyes; Orectolobiformes; Rhincodontidae. The record is from RefSeq and is a predicted model, not a curated record. The coding region runs from base 180 to 3533 and encodes 1117 amino acids.
AACCAGCACCCCCUCCUUCUCUCUCUCUCCUAAACACAGACAGAGCAGACGCAGACAUGGCGGUAGUGUGAAGCGGUGGAGAUUCCCCCCCUCCUGUACAAUAUCAUGCAUCUCCUACAUCUCUCUGCAAAGUGCUGAAGUGUGGCCUCGUCACUCGGACACAAAGAGAGAGAGAGAGAAUGGCGGACCGCAGCAUUGAUAGUCUGCCUCUUCCUCUCGAGGUGAGGGCGAAGCUGGCCGAGCUGGAUUUGGAAUUAUCCGAAGGAGACAUCACACAAAAAGGCUAUGAAAAGAAGCGAUCCAAGCUGCUUGGAGCUUACCUGCCACAACCUCCAGGAGUGGAGCCUUCACUACCACAAGAGCGUCGAACACCAGUCACACCGUCAUCCUCCUCCAGAUACCACCGUCGCCGGUCAUCAGGGUCACGAGAUGAACGUUACAGAUCAGAUGUACACACAGAGGCAGUUCAAGCUGCUCUUGCCAAACAUAAAGAGAGAAAGAUGGCAGUUCCUAUGCCAUCUAAAAGACGGUCUCUGGUGGUGCAAACCUCAAUGGAUGCCUAUACACCUCCAGGAGUACCAGUAAGCAGCCGAGUCUCUGCAAAGAUCCAGCAGCUUGUAAACACCCUUAAGCGGCCGAAACGCCCUCCGUUACGCGAGUUCUUUGUCGAUGAUUUUGAAGAAUUACUUGAAGUUCAACAGCCAGACCCUAACCAGCCAAGACCGGAGGGAGCACAAAUGCUAGCCAUCCGGGGAGAACAGCUGGGAGUAGUAACAAACUGGCCACCAUCCCUGGAGGCAGCUCUUCAGCGUUGGGGGACCAUUUCUCCAAAGGCACCUUGCUUGACCACCAUGGACACAAAUGGAAAACCACUUUACAUCCUUACAUACGGGAAGCUGUGGACAAGAAGUAUGAAAGUGGCUUACAAUAUCCUACAUAAACUAGGCACCAAACAGGAGCCAAUGGUCAGGCCUGGAGACAGGGUAGCACUUGUUUUUCCAAACAAUGAUCCUGCUGCUUUUAUGGUUGCAUUCUAUGGUUGUCUGUUGGCAGAGGUAGUUCCUGUUCCUAUUGAAGUACCUCUUACGAGGAAGGAGAUAAAGCAACGUUUCCUCCGACUCAAUGUGAGCAACGCCAUGGGAGAUCUGCUAGCUUUAAUAAUAAAAAUGGAUGCUGGAAGCCAACAAAUUGGUUUUCUAUUGGGAAGUUGUGGUGUUACUGUAGCAUUAACUAGCGAUGCUUGUCACAAAGGUUUACCUAAAAGCCCAACGGGGGAGAUUCUACAGUUUAAAGGUUGGCCACGGUUGCUGUGGUUUGUGACAGAAUCUAAGCAUCUAUCUAAGCCACCUCGGGAUUGGUUUCCUCAUAUCAAGGAUGCAAAUAAUGACACUGCAUACAUUGAGUACAAGACGUGUAAAGAUGGCAGCGUGCUCGGUGUGACAGUGACACGAAUUGCACUGUUGACUCAUUGUCAGGCUUUGACUCAGGCCUGUGCAUAUACAGAAGCGGAAACCAUUGUGAAUGUAUUGGAUUUUAAGAAGGAUGUUGGAUUGUGGCAUGGUAUUCUUACGAGCGUUAUGAACAUGAUGCAUGUUAUCAGUAUUCCAUAUUCAUUAAUGAAGGUGAACCCUCUUUCAUGGAUACAAAAAGUCUAUGCAUAUAAGGCUAAAGUGGCAUGUGUGAAGUCCAGGGACAUGCACUGGGCCUUGGUUGCACACAGAGAUCAGCGAGACAUUAAUCUCACCUCACUACGGAUGCUAAUAGUAGCAGAUGGAGCCAAUCCUUGGUCCAUUUCUUCCUGUGACGCGUUCCUUAAUGUCUUCCAAAGCAAAGGAUUGCGUCCUGAAGUAAUCUGUCCUUGUGCCAGUUCUCCGGAAGCUUUGACUGUAGCAAUUCGUAGGCCAACAGAUGAUACCAACCAGCCACCUGGCAGAGGGGUGCUCUCUAUGCACGGCUUGAGUUAUGGGGUGAUAAGAGUGGACUCUGAAGAAAAGCUGUCGGUCCUGACUGUGCAGGAUGUUGGCCUGGUGAUGCCUGGAGGUGUGAUGUGUGUUGUAAGACCAGAAGGAAUUCCAUUACUCUGUAGAACUGAUGAAAUAGGCGAACUUUGUGUGUGCUCCAUUGCUGCAGGUACAUCCUACUAUGGUCUAUCAGGAAUGACGAAGAACACUUUUGAGUUCCUUAAGUGUACUAAUUUAUUUCCAGAUGAUUUGCCAAAGAGGCGGCCGGCCCAAAUUUAUAAGCCCUCCAAUCCUGACACUUUGGCUUACCUUGACUUCAGUGUAUCUACAACAGGAAUGCUGGCAGGAGUGAAGAUGUCUCAUGCAGCAACUAGUGCCUUGUGUCGUUCGAUAAAGCUGCAGUGUGAGCUUUACCCAUCCCGAGAAGUAGCAAUCUGCCUGGACCCCUACUGUGGUCUUGGAUUUGUUCUUUGGUGCCUCUGCAGUGUCUACUCAGGGCACCAGUCAAUCCUCAUCCCUCCUUCAGAACUGGAGAUAAAUCCCUCACUCUGGCUCCUGGCUGUCAGUCAGUACAAAGUUCGAGACACCUUCUGCUCGUACUCCGUUAUGGAACUCUGCACAAAGGGGCUCGGCUCGCAAACUGAAUCACUGAAGACGAGGGGAUUGGAUCUAUCUCGUGUACGAACCUGUGUUGUUGUUGCAGAAGAGCGGCCAAGAAUAGCUCUCACCCAGUCUUUUUCUAAGUUAUUUAAGGACCUGAAUCUUAACCCAAGAGCAGUUAGUACAUCAUUUGGCUGCAGAGUGAAUCUUGCUAUUUGCCUUCAGGGAACGUCAGGACCAGAUCCCACAACUGUUUAUGUGGAUAUGAGAGCACUAAGGCAUGACAGGGUCCGUUUAGUGGAAAGAGGAUCUCCACACAGUCUACCACUAAUGGAGUCUGGCAAAAUCCUACCUGGAGUGAGGAUAAUCAUUGCCAAUCCUGAAACAAAAGGACCACUAGGUGACUCACACCUUGGAGAGAUAUGGGUUCACAGUGCUCAUAAUGCUAGUGGAUAUUUCACCAUUUAUGGAGAUGAAUCGCUUCAAUCUGACCACUUUAACUCACGUCUGAGUUUUGGAGACACGCAAACUGUAUGGGCACGCACAGGUUACUUGGGAUUUCUUAGACGAACUGAUCUUACUGAUGCAAAUGGAGAGCGACAUGAUGCACUGUAUGUUGUGGGUGCCUUGGAUGAAGCAAUGGAGUUACGGGGAAUGAGAUAUCACCCCAUUGAUAUUGAAACAUCUGUGAUUCGUUCCCACAAGAGCAUCACUGAGUGUGCGGUGUUUACCUGGACAAAUCUUUUGGUGGUGGUGGUUGAGUUGGAUGGAUCAGAACAAGAGGCUUUGGACCUUGUUCCUUUGGUCACUAACGUGGUUCUGGAGGAACAUUACCUAAUCGUAGGAGUAGUGGUUGUGGUUGAUGUUGGAGUCAUCCCUAUCAACUCUCGCGGAGAAAAACAACGUAUGCAUUUAAGGGAUGGAUUUUUGGCCGACCAACUAGAUCCUAUCUAUGUGGCCUACAACAUGUAGCCUCCUGUUCUAAGGCUUCUGUUAACAAUAUGUGUGUACAUAUGUAAAAAGAACUCUUGGUGUUCACCACAAAGUGUGCAGAAACCAAUAGACAGUACUUGCUCCACACAGGGACUUUCUGCACUUGCAAGCACUCUUGACUCGCCACAAAGAUGUGAAACUAUUUCUUUGUACCACAAACGUUUAACAGGCAAAGACAAUGAUAAGUACACAACCCUUUGAAAGUCAAAAGCCCCAUUAUGGAGCCUAUUUCUUGCUUGUUGGUUGAUUAACUGCUUUUGAAGUAAGUGUACUAUCUGCGCUCUGUAUUUUUAAGUUAUAUCAGCUGAAGUUGCUUACGUUUUUUAAUCUGCCCUCUAAGGGGGUGCUUUUUAUGUAUUCACAUACUGUGGCAAAAGCAAGUAUUUUAGAUUGUUGAUUCUUGAGAUUUGGUCAAAAAUUGUCAAAAAGUUGUAAACAAGGAACCUUCUAUCUAGAAAUGAUUGGCUUAGGACAUUCUGUCUCCUUUUUUUUCUUAUGUCUAGUAUUAGGAGGUACAAGAGUAAUGUCCACCCUGUCAACACCUUCUGCACCGACAUCAUGAGUUCCCUCUCAAAGCAGGGCUUGAAAACCCAGAAAUGCAGUCAGGAGAGGUAUCUGCUACCAAACAAUGUGGGUGUCAAUUGUUAGUGCAGCUAGGGAUGGGGACUCAAUUAUGUUUUCGCUUGUGUGAUGAUAUCAUUGUACUACAAACGGGAGGAAAAGAAAUACUGAGUGACUUCAUAUCAUGUAAUUAUGUACAAAACAGUUUUAAUUUAUUUUGUUCUCUUUAGAAGUAUAUUAACAGAAAGACAUUUGCGAGUGUUUUCCUCUUUUAAGUGUUUGCUAAUAAGAAGCAAAGUGUUGCGUUAUUUUAUGUGGAUAGCUUCACAUCAGCACACUAUAUUCGAGGUAACUCAUCAAAUCUAUGGUUUUACCAAUGGAAGAGAUGUUGAAAAUCCAGUAAUUCUUACUUGCAUGGUGUCCCAGUUUUGAAAUGAACAAUGGUCAUGUUAUUCACCCAGCCCUCCUCAGAGGUGUAGUAUUUCAGUGUGUGAAAUGACCCGCAAGCAACUUCCAUCAGAAGAUUCCAGCUUGGGGAAAAACAAAAGUCAAUGGACAUCUUCAUGCUUGUGAAUUAACUGAGUUUUAAAAGUGCACUAAAAAAAAAUUGAAAAAAAAUCAAUAAAAAAAUUGUAUUGUGCCAGAUUGCCUGGUGUUCAUUGAUAAUUUUGUGUUGGCAUGUGCACACUUACACUGUUAGACUCUCCGCAUGUGGCAGGUUAAACAGAGUAGAUUGUGUGUUUUCUAAGAUGUGUGCAUGCUUAAUGCUCCAGUGUGACUUCAGAUUAUGAACUGACAGCUAUUACUGAUCGUUUCAAACUUUUUACUGCUGCUAAUUGUGUUUAUAGUAAAGCUUUUUCUUAACUUGUAAUGGGUUUGUAAGAAUUGAAAACGAAACGUAAAACAUCUAGCUGCAAAAGAGCCGUUAUGCCAGUAAACACACUUCGAAAUAUUGCGUUAAGGUGUAGGAUGUAAGAAACUAAUGUACAAGAAUAAGUGUUAAUUUUUACAGUUAAAAUUUUUGCAAUGAUAUAUUUUACAUUAAAAUGUCAAGUUUUUAAAUUUUUUUCUGAUAGGGUGCAGUGUACUCAGAAAAUUGGUGACUAACAGCUUUUCCUCCACAUUUAUUACAGUCCCAUUCCCCAUCGCUGUGUAGGCUGUUUGUCAUUUUUCGAUACCACCUUCCAUCUACUUCUAGUUGAGAGGCUAAAAGACUGUGGCUUGCAGUUCAUUUCUCUCUGCCUUUGGUAAUAUUGCUUUGCAGUUGACUGGUGGGAGAUUUAAGAGACUGAUCAACGACAUUUCACUUUUUCUGUUCUCCUGAGCUGAAAAACAUUCAAUAUGAUAUGAUACCACCACAGCAGCAUCGUUGAAGACCAACAGGUCACUCGUCAAAUUAGAAUGAUGGGCAACUGUUGAGCUGUCUAGUCAGGUUUGAAACCCUCCGCAUUGGGCUGCCUUAAUGAAUGAGUGAGCUCUUGGAUGUUGACUACCUUCCAGUGUAUGCAUAUGGUGUUCACCAUGAAUGAGGAAGUAGACGGUUUAGCAGUGGUAAUAAUGCUGCUUUUCUUUUUCUGAAACCUAAAUCCAUGCUCUUAACGUAGCACGUUACCUCCUAAGGUUUAUAUAAUAUUUUCAAAGCCAGGUAUGUUGUGUCCUCUGCUGCCUGCCAUUUGUAAAGAGAGUCUAACAUUUACUAUUUGUAGUAAAGUAGGUUUCUUGUUUCGUUGUGGGAGUGGAAGAAGCAACCGUCCAGAGUCCAACUAGACUCAGCAAUAAAGAAGGCUCGUCCUUUAUUAGAAAACUUACUAUAGAUAAACCAUGCAUUAGAAUGUAUAGAAACAGUUUGUCUUGUGACCUAGUGCUUUGAAGUAAAACAAAACCGUGUAAUCCAACUUGAUGCACAUGCACAAAAAGGAAGGUACAUGAAGAUCAUAUAACGUCAAAACAAAUCAAAAACAGGAUCAGAUUCCUCAUGGUGCUUGUUAUUAUUAUUAAUCCUGCUUGACACUUUACCCAAGGGAAGACUGUCCCUUUAUCAGUUGAAUGUUAGCAACAUUGAGUCGCAUAGUUUGCUGAAUGGUAAGAGAAUUUCAUGUACUCAACCAAUCACAAUGGAUUUUACUGUGCAAAGGACAGCAAUCUUUCUUGUAUGUUAAACCACCAGUUCGCUUUGUACAUGUGAUAACGCCUGUUUUAUAUUCAAAUGAACAAAUAAAAGCUUUUAUUUUUGUUGCUCUGAAAA